AAUUCCAUUAUAUCGAGGGUCUGUUAGAUGUGAAACUUCCAUUUAAUGAACUAUAAGAGAUGUGAAAGUGCUUGAACUCUCCCCCCAUCUGACGGAUUUUACGGAGAGAGAAGUCCGUUACAUGGGGACUUCACAGUAGUAUUAGAGGAUUCUUCCACGAGUCAAUCACACCCCUAAGAUAAACUCGGCUUAUGAUGGAUAAAUGGAUUAGGAAGAUUGGAGGCACUCGGAGGGGAGGGGAGGACUGACAACUGUUCUGGAUACCAUUCAUUUUUAUGUGCCGGUCAUGUCUAGCUUGCAAUGGAUGAUGAUGGCCAGAAACAGAGACUGCUUGACGUAAUAGGAGAUCCCCAUUUACUUGAAACUUUCCUAGAAAAUUUUCCCAGCUCGAGUUUUCCCACUGAUGGUGGUCUCCUCUGGCAGGGCUUAGACUCUCCUCGCUUCGACAAUGUGACCUCCUCCACGGAUUCCGGACUGGUUAGCAGUUGCCUGGACAACCAUGUCUUCGAUGGCCAGUUCCUCGGUCAAGUACGAGGGGGCAGUCAUCCCCUCAACCACCCACAGGUGCCCACACAUGUGCUGCAGCAGGUCCUACCCUCACCCACACUCCCCACUGGUCCUCAGGGGGCACCACACCACCAGCAUCACCAGCCACAUCAACAGCAGCAAGAGCAGCAGCAACCACAGCAGCAACAACAACAGCAACAGCAACAGCAACAACAACUACAACAGCAGCAGCAACAGCAGCAG
Messenger RNA from Homarus americanus (American lobster), 750 nucleotides. Its product is annotated as probable serine/threonine-protein kinase drkD. The record is from RefSeq and is a predicted model, not a curated record. Lineage: Eukaryota; Metazoa; Arthropoda; Malacostraca; Decapoda; Nephropidae. The transcript has 4 exons. The annotation marks the transcript as partial.